Messenger RNA from Ruditapes philippinarum (Manila clam), 845 nucleotides. RefSeq lists its product as uncharacterized. The record is from RefSeq and is a predicted model, not a curated record. The transcript is spliced from 4 exons. Lineage: Eukaryota; Metazoa; Mollusca; Bivalvia; Venerida; Veneridae. Bases 119 to 625 code for a protein of 168 amino acids.
AAUAUAUAAUAGCAUUACGGACACAAUGUUUUCUUUGGAAUAUUGCUAAAGAUGAAUUAGAGUGUACACGUAUCUUUAAUAAAACAUAUACAUCAAAAAUGAUCACAUAGAUUGAGGAAUGGUUACUUUUUGCACAUUAAUUUGGAUUUGUUUUGUUUGCUACAGUGUGAAGUGUGAGACUUGUGAUUCCAAUAAUGCGAGUCCAGUUAGUAAGUCCUGUGACCAUGGCUGUUGUAAAGAUGACAACAACAACACCGUCUGCUGCGACGCACCAUUCUGGACAUGGGGUGUAGUUGUAGGGAUAGUGGUGGCCGCUAUUUUUGUAAUAAUUAUAAUCAUCAUCGUGAUACUUAUGUGCGUAUAUUGUAACAACAAGAAAACACAUACCACUCGUCUACGACAUACUGUAUCCAUGCGCUCCAAUAGAAUACGCUCUUUCCCUGAUUUACCAUUAUAUGAUGAUGUAGAAAGACCCAGACCAGAUGCCCCGCCCAUGUAUGAUGGCCCACCUCCUGGAUACGAAGAAGUACUAUCACAGGAUAGGACAAACAACAUUCCCCCAGUACAGCCUUCACAUGCAGGGCCCAUUAUUUCUAACUCUGCCAUAAUAAACAGGGCACCGUGAUUAUUUUGUUCCAGGGAAUGUUAGAUGACUGUAUGAAGUAUAAAUGAUAUGAAAAUGGUAUAAUGUUGUUAUAACUUUUAACAAUAAAAUUUGUGGGUAAAAGUACAACAGUAUAUCGAGGGAUGAAAGCGAAAAGGUUCUAACUCACUUUUUUUACAAAAUUCACUUUUUUUAUAUAUUUGUAACAUAAACACCCAUAUACAUCUUAUGUCAAAAUAUA